Molecule: messenger RNA, 637 nt
Organism: Rhipicephalus microplus (southern cattle tick)
Lineage: Eukaryota; Metazoa; Arthropoda; Arachnida; Ixodida; Ixodidae
Biological process (GO): regulation of transcription by RNA polymerase II
Cellular component (GO): nucleus
Molecular function (GO): DNA-binding transcription factor activity, RNA polymerase II-specific
Source: RefSeq, a predicted model, not a curated record
AUGCAGGGUCCGUACCAGCACGAUCACAGCAGCCGCAGUUCGCCAAAAAACUCGCAGCUACAACGCAACAUACGGAGUCGACGGCUGGAGUCGCGGCAACCAGAAUUAGGAUCCUUGUCUUCGACAUCGCAUGAGCAGUACCAGUCACUGGUGACCGUUCAAGGUGGACUGCAUUCCUGUCGUCAGUGCACCUAUGUGACCAAGUACAAAGGGAACAUGCAACAACAUCUUUGCAGACAUACGGGCGUGCACCCCUUUGAGUGCCAUCUGUGUUCAGCUACAUUCUCUCGGAACUAUCUCCUGAUGAGGCACAUUUAUACACACUCAGGAAAGCUUCUCUUUUCGUGUGACCACUGCAGGGCAUCGUUUGCACACAAAGGGACCCUUGUGGACCAUGUGGUGCACACCCACCCAGGGGAGCGUUCCUUUUCCUGUGACCAGUGCAGUGCAUCCUUUUCAUAUAAAUACUCCCUCGUGCUACACAUGCGCUACCACACAGGGGAGCGUCCCUUUUCCUGUGACCAGUGCGAUGCAUCAUUUGUGACGGCGCAGCUCCUCAAAAGCCACAUGUACAUCCACAGAGGAUCCUUGUCUUCGACAUCUCAUGAGCAGUACCUGUCACUGGUGACCGUUCAAG